AUUUGACUACGUGCGCAAUUUAAAAACAAACGUACCGAUGAUUUGAUGAAGAAAAUACGACAUUGACACUGGAAUAGAUGCCCGGGAAUAUUGCCGAUUGUUCGAGAUUAUUGACUACAUUCUUUAUUAAUAUAUGGUAUUCAUUUUUUGAAAAACGAAUUUUGGAUUUCACCUCAAAACUCCCAGUACUCUGCAGCUGAGCUGUGCUCCAGUUGAGCCAAUUCACGUCGUCGUCGGCAUUCCCCACGCACGCGGACCUCGCCCCCUUGCCAUAGCCUAUUGUGGUCUUCGAUCAUGUUUGUUAUUGUGGUACGCAGUGAGUUGAAUCACAGACAGCAGUGAUCACACUCACAGUCACUGAGCUACAGUUCACCAUGACGGGACAAGUUAUUGUCAGCCCUGGUUCAGGAGCAGCCGUACCCAUCCCUUCGGGCUCCUCCUCGAUGAAGGUCCCUACCUCAAGCCCGCCUGAGGGCGAUGGUGGAGCGGCGUCGCCCCCCGUGGUAAUGGAGAAAGAACGGUUUACCACCAAGAAGGUGGCAAGGUUUUACUUUGGUGGUUUAGCUGGGGCAGGAGCAGCGUGUUUUACUCAUCCAUUGGACCUUGUGAAGGUCCAUCUGCAGACACAGCAAGCUGUGAAGAUGAAUGCUUCAGGGAUGGCGGUUCAUAUAGUAAAAAAUGAGGGAGUGUUAGCUCUCUACAAUGGACUCAGUGCUUCCUUGUGUAGACAGCUCAGUUACUCAAUGGCAAGGUUUGGUAUAUAUGAGGCAAUGAAGCAGAGAUUAACGGCAGACAAUCCCAGCAAACCUCUUCCAUUCUAUCAGAAGAUGCUCGUCUCUGGUUUUGCAGGAGCUGUUGGGGGUUUUGUGGGUACACCAGCAGAUAUGAUCAAUGUCAGGAUGCAGAAUGAUAUUAAACUACCACCAGCAGAGAGAAGAAAUUAUAAACAUGCAAUUGAUGGACUAUGGCAGGUCUUUAGAAAAGAGGGUGUAGUUAGCUUAUGGAAUGGCUGGUCUAUGGCAGUGUUAAGAGGCUUCCUAAUGACAUUUGGACAGGUGGCUCUUUAUGAUCAGUACAAACAGUUCUUGUUGCAGACUGGGUACUUCAAUGACAAUAUAGCAACCCAUUUCACUGCAAGUACAAUGGCAGGUACCUGUGCCACAGUAUUAACUCAGCCAGCUGAUGUCUUGAAGACAAGGUUAAUGAAUGCCAAACCAGGCCAGUACAAGAAUGCUCUCGACUGUUUUCUUAAUGUUGCCAAGUUGGGACCUAUGGGGUUCUUCAAAGGUUUUAUUCCUGCCUUCGUAAGACUCGGUCCUCACACCAUUCUAACCUUCCUCAUCUUCGAGCAACUCAGAAUACGACUCGGUCGUGAUAUCCAAGUCAAAGUUGGGUCAUGAGCCUGACGGUCAAAGCUUGUAGGCGAUGGUAAUGAACUUACAAUCAAUUCAAAUAAUAAUCAGGUUUUGGUUUGAGCUCAGCCUACAUAUGGUGAUUACCGAGUGCCUCGUACUAGCUGUAUCUUUCAUGCCGUUUGGUGCGAUAUCCCUCAUCUGUGAAUGCCCAAUGUUGCUAUGACAGGCAACCAUUGAUUUAAUCAUGUAAUCCAAGCCAAGAUGAAAGAAAUUGUAAAGGGGAUAGAUACAGUAUGCUUAAACUUAAUAGUAAGUUGAUGAAAUUUUGAAAUGUUUUGUGGGUUGAUGGUUUCGAUGAACUGUGUUGGAUAUCCUGGAAUGUUUGCCAGAAGCAGUUUGCAUUUGUUACAGGUACAGUGUAUGCAUGUAAUCUGUUAUGUAUGUAUUGUUACACAGGUGCAAUGAACAUGCAUGUGACACAUGCAAGCAUUUGUAACAUCUGUUAAGGCCACUGCACACCUUACGACUGUUCGCGAUCCGAUUUUGGAACAAAUCGCAUUUUGCUCAUUUUCUGAAAA
Messenger RNA from Lytechinus variegatus (green sea urchin), 1933 nucleotides. Its product is annotated as mitochondrial dicarboxylate carrier-like. Bases 375 to 1400 code for a protein of 341 amino acids. Gene Ontology annotation, molecular function: antiporter activity; thiosulfate transmembrane transporter activity; malate transmembrane transporter activity. Gene Ontology annotation, biological process: phosphate ion transmembrane transport; succinate transmembrane transport; oxaloacetate transport. Gene Ontology annotation, cellular component: mitochondrial membrane. Lineage: Eukaryota; Metazoa; Echinodermata; Echinoidea; Temnopleuroida; Toxopneustidae. The transcript has 10 exons. The record is from RefSeq and is a predicted model, not a curated record.